AUGGGCGAUUCCGGAAUAGGAGGAAGAGCCUCCAAAGGGAAACAAGCGCUACGUCAAGGAGGGAAGGGCCAGCACGUCGGGGGCCUCUCUGGCCUUACCCCGUCCCUGUUUUCGAUAGUCCUCCAGAAGAAAAGGAUAUGGGAAAAAGGGAGACGUAACGCGGAGCUAGGAGGACGCUUUGCUCGGUGACGCUCUAGCCGGACACCGUUAGCCUCUCCGUGGCUCCCGGAGGACCCUACCGGCUCAGUGCUAGAGGUUCCGUUUCUCCUCAUUCCCUGACCCCUUCUCAGCCAAUGCCACUUGGGGGCUGCUUUUCUCAGCCAGAGAGAUUCAAGUGGCCCAGCAGGUUCGGUGUGAGGGAUGUGCACCUUACUGAAGCGCAGAGGAGAGCCAAAGGCCAGGACUGGGCUGUGAGGCCUGACUCCUUAUCCAUACCACCCUCCCAUGGCCUCUGACCCAGGGCCAGCAUCUUGCUGAUAUGGUAACACAGUAGAAAGGCAGCAGAUGAAUGGACAUCUUGAAGCAGACAAUCAGGAGGACCAGAGGCCAGACCAGGAGCUGACCAGGAGCUGGGGCCACAGGUCUGAGAGCGCCCUGGAUAGGGCCAAGGCCAUGGCCCUGCCGCUGCCACUGGCUGCCAGCACCCCACUCCUGCAUGGCGAGUUUGGCUCCUACCCAGUCCGUGGGCCACGCUUUGCCCUCACGCUUACACCGCAGGCUCUGCACAUACAGCGGCUGCGCCCAAAGCCUGAAGCCCGACCCCGGGGUGGCUUGGUCCCACUGUCUGAGGUCUCAGGCUGUUGCACCCUUCGGAGCCACAGCUCCUCAGACUCAGCAGCCUACUUCUGUAUCUACACUUACCCACGGGGCCGACGUGGGGGCCGGCGCAGAGCCACUCGUACAUUCCGUGCCGAUGGGGCAGCCACCUAUGAAGAGAACCGCACUGAGGCCCAGCGCUGGGCCACUGCCCUCACAUGUCUGCUCCGUGGACAGCUGCUACCCACAGAUGGGGAAAUCACCCCUGAGCUUCUGCCAAGGCCACCCCGACUGCUCCUAUUGGUCAAUCCCUUUGGGGGGCGGGGCCUGGCCUGGCAGUGGUGUAAGAACCACGUGCUGCCUAUGAUCUCUGAAGCUGGGCUGUCCUUCAACCUCAUCCAGACAGAGCGACACAACCAUGCCCGGGAGCUGGUCCGGGGGCUGAGCCUGAGCGAGUGGGAUAGCAUCAUCACGGUGUCAGGCGAUGGGCUGCUCUAUGAGGUGCUGAAUGGACUCCUAGAGCGCCCUGACUGGGAGGAGGCUGUGAAGAUGCCCGUGGGCAUCCUCCCCUGUGGCUCAGGCAACGCGCUUGCUGGAGCUGUGAACCAGCAUGGGGGGUUUGAGCCAGCCCUCGGUGUCGACCUGCUGCUCAACUGCUCGCUGCUGCUCUGCCGGGGUGGCAGCUGCCCACUGGACCUGCUGUCUGUGACGCUGGCUUCAGGCUCCCGCUGUUUCUCCUUCCUGUCAGUGGCCUGGGGCUUUGUGUCAGAUGUGGACAUCCAGAGUGAGCGUUUCAGGGCCCUGGGCAGUGCCCGAUUCACACUGGGCACGGUGCUCAGCCUCGCCGCAUUGCACACCUACCGUGGACGCCUCUCUUACCUCCCUGCCACCAUGGAAGCUGCCUCACCCACCCCUGGCCAUGGCCUGCCCCGUGCCAAAUCAGAGCUGACCCUGGCUCCAGCCCCAGCCGCAGCCCCUGCUGUGGCCCACUCACCCCUGCAUCGCUCGGUGUCUGACCUGCCCCUGCCCCUGCCCCAGUCUGCCCUGACCUCCCCUGGCUCCCCUGAACUGCCCAACCUGUUGCUCAAUGGUGGGGGCCCAGAGCUGGCAGGGGACUGGGGUGGAGCUGGGGAUGCUCCAUUGUCCCCAGACCCAGUGCUGCCCUCACCCCCCGGCUCCCCCAAGGUAGCUAUACUCUCACCCAUCUCCAAGGGAGCCCCAGAAAUGCCAUCAUCCUCUGGGCUCCCAUCUUCCAAACCUAAUGCCACAGUUGCCGUCUCUACCAGGGGCCCAGCAGACCAUCUGCUCCCUCCUCUGGGCACCGCACUACCCCCAGGCUGGGUGACACUGGAGGGGGACUUCGUGCUCAUUUUGGCUAUCUCACCCAGUCACCUGGGGGCUGACCUCGUGGCAGCUCCCCAUGCGCGCUUUGACGACGGCCUGGUGCACCUGUGUUGGGUGCGCGGCGGCAUUUCGCGGGCUGCGCUGCUGCGCCUUUUCUUGGCCAUGGAGCACGGUAGCCACUUAAGCCUGGACUGUCCACAGUUGGGAUAUACCGCGGCCCGUGCCUUCCGCCUCGAGCCCCUUACGUCUCGUGGUGUGCUCACCGUGGACGGGGAGCAGGUGGAGUACGGGCCGCUGCAGGCCCAGGUGCACCCAGGCCUCGGUACACUACUCACCGGGCCUCCCGGACGGCCUGGACAGGAGCCCUGAACCUAACAAAACCUGGAGCCCCCCAAAGGGGGGCCUACAUUCCAAGGUGCGGGGCUUGGCCUCGUCUCCGGGUUGCGUCCGUCCGCGCGGGAACCGGAGGUGGUGCUGCAGGGUAGCCCGAAUUCCAGAGGGUGGGCGUCGGCACGGUCACGUAAAUUGGACCCUCGCCGUAGGCAGUCCCUGACUAGGCGGAACGGGGCUUGGUUCAGAUACUUGCUACCAGCUCUUAAAAGGCAGGUCGGCUGAGGGCGGAACCUGCUCUGUGCGUCGUCCAAUGACGGGACCAAGAAUGUACGGGCUGGAGGAAGCUUUAGUUAAUUGGCCAGUCAGGGCCCGGGUUUUGCCCAAUCUACUCCGGCUUCUCCACGCAACUGGCCAAUCAGCCCUGGAGGAGUAGGUUCCUCCCGGCGGACGCUAGGAUUUGCACUACUGUCCCUUCCCCGCGGGACGGAGCGGGGAAGUCCAUUUCCCCAGUCUGUUGUGCGUCUCACGGCCGCGAUCCACAAAGCAGUUGAAAAAGUCUAUGCAAUAAAGGCAGUCGCUUCAUUCCUCUAA
Molecule: messenger RNA, 3024 nt
Organism: Manis javanica (Malayan pangolin)
Lineage: Eukaryota; Metazoa; Chordata; Mammalia; Pholidota; Manidae
Gene: SPHK2
Product: sphingosine kinase 2
Biological process (GO): sphingosine biosynthetic process; positive regulation of apoptotic process; sphinganine-1-phosphate biosynthetic process
Cellular component (GO): intracellular membrane-bounded organelle; membrane; cytoplasm
Source: RefSeq, a predicted model, not a curated record